Molecule: messenger RNA, 2499 nt
Organism: Microdochium trichocladiopsis
Lineage: Eukaryota; Fungi; Ascomycota; Sordariomycetes; Xylariales; Microdochiaceae
Product: dihydroxy-acid dehydratase
Exons: 1
Coding region: 251-2032 (593 amino acids)
Biological process (GO): branched-chain amino acid biosynthetic process
Cellular component (GO): mitochondrion
Molecular function (GO): dihydroxy-acid dehydratase activity
Source: RefSeq, a predicted model, not a curated record
CACUCGCACCGACGUCGCUUGUUCGACUCAUGGACAACACUAACUGCUGCCAGCCAUCUCCAUGUCCUCGGUCGUGAUCCUGGCAUAAUCAGCAUCUCGAUUGAUCAAUAUUCUGCCUUUCAGGAAAACAUUGAUCCUUGACGCAAUGGCGCUCUACAGUCUGCUCCGCGCCAGAGCUCCGGCGGCCUUUGCAAGGUCGGCUUCGGGUCACCAUGCGUAUGUCAUACCCUCAAGCUUCCCGAUGUGAUAGAUGGCCACGAGAACUGACCGACAAGCACAUUGUGGCGGGUAUAGGCGCCUCUUUUCCGCAACGUCUGUUGUUCGCCAGUCCUCAGACGUGUCCGAGCUGAACAAGGUGUCGCGCCACAUUACACAGCCCAAGGCCCAGGGCGCCUCCCAAGCCAUGCUCUACGCGACCGGUCUCAACGAUGCCGACCUCGCCAAGCCUCAAGUUGGCAUCUCGUCCGUCUGGUGGGAGGGCAACCCGUGCAACAUGCACCUGCUCGAUCUCUCCAAGAUCGUCAAGGACUCGGUUGCCCGUGCCGGCCUAAUCCCAUACCGCUUCAACACCAUUGGUGUCUCCGACGGUAUCUCUAUGGGCACGACUGGCAUGCGCUAUUCCCUUCAAAGCCGCGAGAUCAUUGCCGACAGCAUCGAGACAGUCAUGGAGGGUCAGUGGUACGACGCCAACAUCUCCCUCCCCGGCUGCGACAAGAACAUGCCCGGUGUCCUCAUUGCACAGGCUCGUGUCAACCGUCCCAGCAUCAUGGUGUACGGAGGAACAAUUCAGCCGGGCUGCACCAAGGCUGGCGAGUCCAUCGACAUCGUUAGUGCCUUCCAGGCUUACGGUCAGUACAUCUCGGGCGAGAUCACUGAGGAGCAGCGCUACGACAUCAUCCGCAACGCCUGCCCUGGUGGUGGUGCAUGUGGAGGCAUGUACACGGCCAACACCAUGGCCACCGCUAUCGAGACCCUCGGUAUGACCCUUCCUGGCAGUAGCAGCAGUCCCGCCGAGGACCCCGCCAAGAAGCUUGAGUGCGAGAAUGUCGGCGAGGCCAUCAAGAACCUCAUGAAGGAAGGCAUUCGUCCUAGCGACAUCCUCACUAGACAAGCUUUUGAGAACGCCAUGAUUGUCGUCAGCAUUCUUGGAGGCAGCACCAAUGCCGUCCUUCACCUUAUCGCCAUGGCCGAUGCCAUUGGUAUAAAGCUCACCGUCGACGACUUCCAAGCUGUCUCGGACCGCACCCCUCUGCUUGCUGACCUCAAGCCCUCUGGCAAGUAUGUCAUGGCCGACAUUCACAAGCUGGGUGGAACUCCUGCCUUGCUGAAAUUCCUGCUCCAGGAGGGAGUACUCGAUGGGUCCGGUAUUACCGCAACUGGCAAGACCAUGAAGCAGAACGCGGAGGCGGCGCCAUCCUUCCCCUUGGACCAGAAGAUAAUCCGGCCCUUCUCGGAUCCCAUCAAGCCUACUGGACACAUUCAGAUCCUCCGUGGUGAUCUGGCGCCUGGUGGCUCCGUUGGCAAAAUCACAGGCAAGGAAGGCCUCGUAUUUGAGGGCAAGGCUCGCUGCUUUGACCAGGAGGAUGACUUCAUUCAGGCUCUGGAACGUGGCGAGAUCAAAAAGGGAGAGAAGACUGUGGUUAUUAUUCGAUACGAAGGUCCCAAGGGGGGUCCUGGCAUGCCCGAGAUGCUCAAGCCCUCCUCGGCCAUCAUGGGUGCCGGUCUGGGUAAUGACGUUGCCUUGCUCACCGAUGGUCGUUUCUCUGGUGGCAGUCAUGGCUUCCUGAUCGGCCACAUCACCCCAGAGGCUCGCGUCGGCGGCCCUAUUGGGCUUGUGGAGGAUGGCGACAUAAUCACCGUUGACGCGCAGAAUCUUGUCAUCAACACAAACGUCAGUACUGAAGAAAUGGAGAGGAGGAAGAAGGCCUGGUCGCCACCAUCACCGAGAUAUGCGCGGGGUACGUUGACCAAGUAUGCCACCCUUGUCAGCGAUGCUAGCUCGGGUUGUGUCACCACAAACACCAUGAUAUAAGCAUGAGCUGGGGGUGUCCCUUUUGUAGCUGGACAUUUAGAUUGUAAAAUCUAAUGUUGCCUACCCGCCUCUCCGAGGCGGGACGGUUGACAGCCGGCGUUUGACGUCUUGCGAGCAGUAAUGACAUAUUUGUUUGAUCUACAUGGGUGGCCAUGGCUUCCGCAUAUUCGUUCGGGUCGUGCUGUGAGAUGACUUCUAUAUUCCUUGGGUUCGAACCACAACUUGGGGAAGUUCUUGGCUAGGCUUCUCCGCCAGGCGAACCCUUCAGGUUUCUGCUUGUACAGCGAGCGCCAUCAAGAACAAAGAACUGAACAUCGCUCAGCAGCCGCCUUUGUCCUCUUUGCUAUCACAAUCAACAAAUGGUAGACCGUAUUAUUCUUGCAGAACCAGGGAUAUCACGAGAAUGGGUGCUGAAAUGAGGUUUUGCAAAUGAGUGGUGAUCAUGCUGUUACUUGUUGACUCUAAGU